Trifolium pratense (red clover) is the source of this 591-nucleotide messenger RNA. RefSeq lists its product as uncharacterized. The transcript is spliced from 2 exons. The coding region runs from base 53 to 532 and encodes 159 amino acids. The record is from RefSeq and is a predicted model, not a curated record. Lineage: Eukaryota; Viridiplantae; Streptophyta; Magnoliopsida; Fabales; Fabaceae.
AGAGAGAGAGGGGACGAAGCUGAGAUAGACGGAGAAAACAAAGCUUCUGUUGAUGCAGUCACGGAGGUGGAGGACGGUGGUGAUGGAGUGGGUGACGGCGGAGAUGAAGAUGAGAGAUACAGAGAAAGUUCUUGACCAAAUUCAAGAACUUAAUUGCAUUGCAGACUCUAUUGCAACUUUUGGAAUGCCUAUUGAGGAGAACUUCCAUGUUAGUGUCAUUGUUUCAAAGCUUCCACUAUCCUGGAAAGACUUGUCCAUCAAGUUAAUGCGUGGGGAGCAUCUACCUUUUUGGAAGUUAAUGGAACUCAUAACAAAAGAGGAAGAAUCUCGCAAUGGAGUCAAACAAAUGGGUGAGCCUCUUUCUGAUAGGGCAAGAUUUUACCGUGCCAGUGAAGGGGGGUCGAGCGGGGCUGACAUUAAGCCGCCACCACACCAGGUUUUUAAAGGAAGUAUGAACCUAAUAGCGUAUCAUGUUAUAUUUGUGGCCAGAAGGGACAUUUUUCUAAAAAUUGUUGGAGAUGGCUGUAAUUAAGUGUUUCUGAAUUAUGAUAGUUUGUCAGAUAUUUUUUGAUGGUACAACUAUAUUUAAGU